Salpingoeca rosetta is the source of this 1110-nucleotide messenger RNA. Its product is annotated as uracil phosphoribosyltransferase. Bases 79 to 732 code for a protein of 217 amino acids. The transcript is spliced from 7 exons. The record is from RefSeq and is a predicted model, not a curated record. Lineage: Eukaryota; Choanoflagellata; Craspedida; Salpingoecidae.
CCCACGCAAGGAGGACAAACACAACAGGCUUUCGGUCAAGCACGCAAGCAAGCAACCACCAGGCAACCAGCAACAACGAUGGCGAGCAAAGAGUGGCCAAACGUGACGGUGCUGCGACGCACCCCACACCUCCGACACAUCAUGUCGAUCCUGCGUUCGGUAGACACGGAGCCACCCAAGUUUGCGGCCACAGCCGACCUGAUUGCGCGCCUCGUCGUUGCUGCUGCCCUUGAGCACGUGGAAUAUGAGGACUUGAAGGUCACAACGCCCACCGGUACCACGUACGAUGGCACGCGCCCAGCCAAGCAGAUUUGCGGUGUGAGCAUUCUUCGUGCCGGCGAGUCGAUGGAGCACAUCCUGCGUGAGUGGAUGCCGUCCGUCGUGAUUGGCAAAGUCCUCAUCCAGCGCGACGAGGAGACGGCGCUGCCAAAGUUUGUCUUUGACAAGCUCCCCUCCAAGAUCUGCAACUGCCAAGUCAUCCUCCUGGAUCCCAUGCUGGCCACUGGCGGCAGCGCCAUGAAGGCCAUCGAGGUGCUGCACUCCCACGGCGUGCCGCUGGCCAACAUUGUCUUCUGCAACAUCAUCGCCAGCCCCGAGGGCAUCGACACCCUUACAAAGCGGUUCCCGGAGGUGAAGGUGGUGACAGCGGAGGUGGACGACCACCUCAACGAGAAGAAGUACAUCAUCCCUGGUCUCGGCGACUACGGUGACCGCUACUUUGGCACAAUCUGAACACUCGCCAUCCUCGUCGUGUUCGCCGUGCCUGUCAUCAGGGUGUUUGUGUUUGGUUUGUACGUGUACUGCUGACACGAGGGCAUUCGGACGAACGCACGCAGACACGCCCCUGCCCUCCCUUCAUUGCGCAUGUUUGACUGGACUCGGCGUGAAAAUGAAUGUGUGUGUGUGUGUGUGUGUGUGUGUGUGUGUGUGUGUCACCGUUUCUCGUCAUGGCUGUGAAUUCUUGCUCUCCCUCUUUUCGUGUUUCUUCUCUUGUUCGUUGUAGCUGCCUGAACCUUGCCUCUGAUUUUGUAUUGUACGUGAAGCGUGUUACAUUGUUACUACACUUGAACCAAUGGCCCAGCGUCAACAUCAUCAACGAACCACACGCGC